Molecule: messenger RNA, 4164 nt
Organism: Frankliniella occidentalis (western flower thrips)
Lineage: Eukaryota; Metazoa; Arthropoda; Insecta; Thysanoptera; Thripidae
Gene: DCX-EMAP
Product: echinoderm microtubule-associated protein-like CG42247
Exons: 12
Coding region: 135-2759 (874 amino acids)
Biological process (GO): intracellular signal transduction; microtubule cytoskeleton organization
Cellular component (GO): mitotic spindle
Molecular function (GO): microtubule binding
Source: RefSeq, a predicted model, not a curated record
CCUCGCGCUCCCCCCCGCGCGCCCCCGCCUCCCCCUCCCCGCUGCAUGUGACGGUGUGACAUGUGCGAGCCGUGACUCGUGACGUGGUGUAACGCGGCGCGGUGACGACGGGGUGACGGCGCGGCGUCGUCAGUAUGUCCUCCUGUUUCGUCAACACGCCCGUCGAGUCGGAGGACCUCACCAGGAUUCCUCACGCCGAGCGCUUCAGCCGUCCCAAGACCGCCAGCUACGGGAAGAAGAACGGCGUCUGGUACGCGUCGGGCGGAGCGGGUGGAGCCUCCGGACCGGGGGCGGGGAUCGGGUCAGCGGCGGCCGCGGGCGGCGGGGGCGGCGGCUGGGGGCGGCCGCACGCCUCGCUGUCCAGGAAGUCCAGCGUGCUGGAGGCGGAGCCGCUCGGCGGCCCCGCGGGGGCCAAACCCUCCUCAGGGAGAGUCAUCAGGAUCAUCCACGGCGACAACCACAACAUCCAGUGCCGAGUGCUGCUCAACCUGAGGACGUCGCAGCCGUUCGAGGAGGUGGUCGAGGACCUCGGCCAGGUGCUCAAGAUGAACAACGCCAAGAAAAUGCAGACCGUGCACGGGCAGGAGGUGCGGAGCUUCUCGCAGCUGCGCAACGAGUUCGCCGACGUGGACACGUUCUACCUGAUGACCGAGUCCAUGCGGCAGGCCGUGUCCGGCCCGUCGUCCCCGGUGCGCCGCUCCCGGUCGCGCGCCGCCUCCACGCACGCGCACCCCAUCAUGGACGACCGGGACGACCGCCCCGCCAACACCCGGCGGCGCGCGCGCUCCAAGAGCCGGCCGCGUGUCCUGUACGCCGACCCGGAGCCCAUCAGAGACUACGCCGUGCUGGACCUGAUGAAGGAGGAGCCGGUGCGCGUGACGAUCCGCGGGCUGCGGAGGACCUUCUACCCGCCGCUGCACCACGCGCCGCUCGACAACUCGCCGCCGGACAAGCGGCUGCAGCUCAACUGGGUGUUCGGCUACCGCGGCGUGGACGCGCGACGCAACCUCUGGGUGCUGCCCACGGGCGAGAUCAUGUACUACGUGGCCGCGGUGGCCGUGCUGUACGACCGGGACGAGGACGCACAGCGCCACUACGUCGGCCACACCGAGGACAUCAUGUGCAUGGACCUGCACCCGUCGCGCGAGAUGGUGGCCUCCGGGCAGCGCGCGGGCCGCAGCCGCAAGACGCAGGCGCACAUCCGCAUCUGGAGCACCGAGACGCUACUCACGCUCUACGUGUUCGGCAUGGGCGAGCUCGACGCGGGCGUGUCCGCCGUCGCCUUCUCGCAGCUGAACGGCGGCAGCUACGUCUUGGCCGUGGACGCCGGUCGCGAGCGCAUCCUCUCCGUGUGGCAGUGGCAGUGGGGCCACCUGCUCGGUAAAGUGGCGACCCUGCACGACGAUGUGUCCGGCGCAGCCUUCCACCCGCUGGACGACAACCUGCUCAUCACGCACGGCAAGGGCCACCUCACCUUCUGGACGCGCAGGAAGGACGGCUUCUUCGAGCGCACCGACAUCAUCAAGCCGCCCUCCCGGACGCACGUCACGGCGCUGCAGUUCGAGCAGGACGGCGACGUGGUCACGGCCGACGCGGACGGCUUCAUCACGGUGUACUCGGUGGACGCCGACGGCGCCUACUUUGUGCGCCUCGAGUUUGAGGCCCACAACAAGGGCGUGAGCUCGCUCGUCAUGCUCUCGGAGGGCACGCUGCUGUCCGGCGGCGAGAAGGACCGGCGCAUCAUCGCGUGGGACUCGCUGCAGAACUACAAGAAGAUCACUGAGACCAAGCUGGCUGAGUCGGCGGGCGGGGUGCGGUCGCUGUACCCGCAGCGGCCGGGCCGCAACGACGGCAACAUCUACGUGGGCACGACGCGCAACAACAUCCUCGAGGGGUCGCUGCAGCGCCGCUUCAACCAGGUGGUGUUUGGCCACUGCCGCCAGCUGUGGGGGCUGGCCGUGCACCCGGACGAGGAGAUGUUCGCGACGGGCGGCCACGACAAGCACGUGGCCCUCUGGCGGAAGCACAAGCUCGUCUGGUGCACGCAGGUGCCCUACGAGGUGGUGUCGCUCAGCUUCCACCCGUUCGGCAUGGCGCUGGCCGUCGGCUCCACGGAGGGCCACCUGAUCGUGCUCAACGCGGAGACCAGCGCCACCGUGGCCUCGGUGCGCGUGUGCGGCUCGCCGCUGUCGUGCCUCGCCUACAACCCGGCCGGGGACGUGAUCGCCGUCGGCUCGCAGAACGGCUCCGUGUACCUGUUCCGCGUGUCGCGCGACGGCUACUCGUACAAGCGCGCGCACAAGAUCCGCGGCUCGCAGCCGCUCACACAGCUCGACUGGAGCACGGACGGCGGCUUCUUGCAGACGGCCACCGAGGAGUACGACCUCACCUUCUGGGACGUGAAGGCUCUGUCGGCCGAGAAGAGUCCCGUGGCCAUGAAGGACGUCAAGUGGUACACGCAGACGUGCUGUGUGGGCUACACCGUGGCGGGCAUUUGGAACAACAGGUACUACCCCAUGACCUCCCUCAUCGUCUCGGCCAACCGCUCGGCGGCGCACGACCUGCUCAUCAGCGGCGACUCGGACGGCUACCUCCGCCUCUUCAGGUACCCAUGCCUGAGCGCCAAGGCGGAGUACAACGAGGAGAAGGUGUACAGCCUGCAGGUGGCCUGCGGCCGCUUCCUCUACAACGACCGCCUCGUCGCCACGGUGGGCGGCACCGACGCCACCCUCAUGCUGUGGGACGUCGUGGACGACUAAAAAAACCUCACUGCCAGCGUCAAGUCGCACUGACGUUCUUCUUGUUUCGUUGCGCUUCCGCCCCCGGCCCGGCAGCGGUCGCGUGGGUGGGAAAGGGUUCAGAUUGUUGUCAGCUGAGUCGCAAAGUUGCGAGGGCCUUCCCCGACUGGCGAUGUGGAUACCGAGGGGUCUGCUGCCGUCGGAAAACAAAUGGUCGAUGGGGAAGGCGGACAUUGGGGAAUGUGCUGGACUGAAUUCGGUACCAGAGGACGAAUGAGGAAAGAGUGACAAUGAUCUAGUUAUUACUAAUCUACGAGUUACCGAAAAUUUGAAAACUGGUAAAAUUGUAAGAGCAAUGACUAGUGAAGUAUUUGUUGGAAUGUCUCUGAUUGCAGAGUUUUAAGGAGAUAGGUUUUUGAGUUUGAACCAUACUAAUUUCUCCCUUCUGUUUUCCCGUAUAGUGGUGCUAGCUGUCUUAAUUAUUAUGAACUUAUUAUUCAUACAUAAAUUGUGCCACCGUUUCAAAUAGCAUGACCUCAAAAUGUAUGAUUGUAAGAAGAUAAUGAUGCAAACUUACUCACUAAAAGUUAUGUUUAAAAUUUAACUACAGCAAGAAUGUUUGCUUCCAAUAUUCUAUGCCAAAAGUAAUAACACUUUGCAAGGAAAACAGCACAAGGGAAGUAAUCUCCUAUGCUUUGAAAGUGAUGCAAAUGCACCAUUUGGGCUGUAAACAGUCAAUUUGUCAAUUCUUAUUAUUAGUGUUUUCAAUUUCCACUGAUAAAUAAUGAUGUGUCCCUUUCAAUCCCUCUAAAGUUUCUCUUGAGCUAAUUUCUUGUUAUAGAGCAAUAAUUAUUGAAACACAUUUUGUUUUUAAAAGUGGUAGAUGUUCUAAAAAUUAAUUUAACUUGGAAGAGUCUUCUUCAGAAAACUGAACAUUAUUAUAUUCCUCUUAACCACUCAUCAAUUAAGUUUUUGGAAGCUUGUUUGCACAAAUGACAUAGUAAAAAUCUUCCAUUCAGUUCCUUUCAAAGUGGCAUGAAUUGGACAAUGUAACACAAAACACAUUCACAUUGAGUAAAUUGAAUACAUUGAGAAAAUAAAUAUUACUAAAUGGUGAACUUCCAAAAUAUUUCAGCAACCCUUUUUACAACAGCAAACGUUUUGGUUAAUGAUUGCUGGUCAUGUAUUUGUUUUUGGAACUGUCAUGUAAUAAAAUUACCUUACUUUUCUAGCUAUUUGCACUUUCAUUACCAUACGUAAUUAAGAUAUUUUAUACAGGCGAUAUGCUCAAGGUAGAUGAUGUAGAUUGCUGAAGAAGUAAGAAUGGCCGACUUCAGUCAUAUAGGUCAUUUGUCCAUUGACAAUUGUUUAUUUUCUAUGAAUUCUGAAUUGGAUAAGAAAUAAAAAGCUUUAUAUGUAAAGAAUA